Paramecium sonneborni is the source of this 1360-nucleotide messenger RNA. The record is from the annotation of a GenBank genome assembly. Lineage: Eukaryota; Ciliophora; Oligohymenophorea; Peniculida; Parameciidae.
AUGUUUAUCAUUGGUGUAAUGUUACUGUAUUUCGUAGAUUCACUUGAUUUAGAAUAUGUGAAGGAUAAUCUAGCACGAUGUCUAGAUGGAUCACGAGGUGUAAUAUUUAAAUAACUAAUUUAAGUCCUAUUAUUUUCAAAAAGGUGAUUAAGAUGGUAAAAAUAAGUUUCUGAUUCAUUUUGAAGGAGGAGAGUAUGAAUAAGUUAAUUAAUUAUAGUCUAAUAUUAGGUAGCAGUGAAGAAGAAUAUUUUAAAAAUGCGAUUAUUAAGUAAAAUUAGUCGAAAUUAAGAUAGGUGACAUAAUAUGGAAGUUCAUUAAAUAGAGCUUUAAAUAUAGAAUUAAAUGGUUUAUUAUCUUAAAAUUAAGGAUAAAAUAUCAAUUUUUAUGAUUGGAACAUCAUAUAUAUAAAUUCUUGCGAUGGGACUGGUCAGUAUUUUUAUUAAUAUUUUGUAGGACAUCAAGGCUUUAGAUAAAGUCCUAUCAUAUAUAAAGAAUAAUUAAUUUAUUUUCGUGGUGAAUCUAUAAUUAAAAGUAUUAUAGCUUAGUAUAAUACAUAAUUAUAAAAUUCAGAAGCAAUUAUUCUAUCAGGAUGUUCUAUUGGGGCAAUAGCAGCUUUGUAAUGGUCUCAUUAUAUUUCCUAAAUUAUACCAAAUUAUGUUUCUCUUCUGUGUAUUGCAGAUUCUGGAAUCCUUAUUGAUAUGUAAUCUAUAGAUGGUAGUGAAAUGCUUAAAUAAUCAUUAAAAAUUAUGAACUAUCUAGUUAAUACUGAAUCUGAUGUUCCCCUUUAAAAUUGUGCUAGAAAUUACCCUAAUUAAAGCUGGAAGUGUUUUUAUUUUUAAAAUUUACUAAACUUUAUAACUACACCAGUAUUUUUAAUUUAAUCACUUUAUGAUAUUGGAUUCUUAUAAGGUUAUUUGAAUAUUGCAUGUAUUAAAGAUUUAACAUUAAAUAAUUGUUCAACAACAGAAAAAGACUAUAUUGAUUAUGUUUAUAAUUAAUUUUAAGUUACAAUAAAGAAUAAAACAUCUUUAAAUAGGAAAAUAGGAUCAUUUGCUCCUAGUUGUAUUUCAAAUUGGUAUUCUUAGAUUUUUUAUUAGAUUUUCUUUUUAGCCUUUUUUUAAAUUCUGCCUCAUUUUCUAUGAAUUGGUCAAUUCCUGAGAAAUCAGGUAAAACAGUAUCCUAAACCUUAAGUAAAUGGAUAGAAAUUUAGCAAAAAAAUUAAUCCAAUGAAGAUUAAAUAGUUUUAAUAGAUGAUGUUUAUUGGCCAAAUAAUGAACCUUGUGCUUUAUUAGCAUCUGAAUAGACAUUCACAAGAUAUAUGAAUAUAUUAUACUUUCUAUUUAUAAUCAUAAAUUUUUGA